CACAUUUUACUUAUUCAUAACUCCUCAACUGUCAACAUCGAGAUAUACGGGAUCGCCAGUAGACAAAUACGGUGGCUACGUAACGACGAUCUACUACUUUCCCACCAAAAAAGUUUUGCAGAGCCGUAAUGAAACCGACGGCUUUGUCCGCUGCCAUGCUUGGCUUAGGCCUCUCCUCUCCUUGGACCACUUUUUAGCCCUCACCUGUCGACCCCAAAAGAAUUGAUUUUUCUUUUUUUUUUUUUUAACAAACUCAUCAGAUUCUUGCUUGAUAUUGGGUGUCAAAUUUGAUCCCAUCUUCCACUCUAUUUUCAUAAUUUCGACUGUAGAUUCGAGGUUCUUCUUUCCUUUUCAGUUUAAUAAUGAAGCUUUUCCUUGAUGCUUAUCUGCUGGUGUUCAUGGAUCCUGAGCCUCUUGUUGGACCUGCUUGUUUCUGUAUUAUAUUAAGUCCUGUUUUUACUUUGUUGUGUUAGAAUUCUUUACUGAACUAAUAUUCUUUUAUGGUGGGUAAUUGUUUAAGUUACAGUUCCAGAUUUUGUAUUUUCUUGAUGGUUGUUCAAUUUUUGUCCUUGAAGUUCUUGUAAUUGUUCUCAGUAUUUGAUACUGAAUCUGGGAUUUUUAGCUUGAUGGCUUUCCGGGCGGUUCGCUCUUGGACUUUGGUUGGCCUUAUAAUGGCUUUCGUUGACCUUGCUAUUGCUUGUUCCCUGCUAUGUUUAUCAGCUUGUGCAUUUGUUCCAUCGAAGUUCUUGAGUUUCUUUGGGCUUUAUCUGCCAUGUCCCUGCAGUGGGUUUUUUGGGUACCGAACCGAUUAUUUCUGCUGGCACAAACUGUUUGUUGAUUGGCCAAUAAGAAAGAUUAAUGCUGUUCAGGAGUUGGUGAAGGAUAGAUUUCCUUUUAAUUUGAUUUGGUUUGGUCACCAAUCAUCCAAUUUCCAUGUGGAAGGGAUUGAUAGGAAAAGUAAGUAUGAUGCUAAGGAGAAGAAGAUUAUGAACCAGAAACAUAAGUCUGGGAUCCGGUGGCGCAGAAGAGCUGCUGUUGGUUGUGGAAAGCUCUCUCCUGCUUUGUCUUCUAAUGGCACCCAUUUGGUUGGCAGAGGAGUUCUCCGCCCUCUUUAUAAUUGCAGUGUAAGAAGCGAAAUUAGCGAAAGCUUGGAUAUUUCCAGUGGAAUAGAACAUGGUUUCCUAGGUGAUGGAGAUGAUUCAAAUGGCAAUGAUUUGAGUGAAAGAACAAGGCAUAGGUUUGAAUUGGAUGGAUCCUAUGGGAAGGAUGAAGGCAUCAAGCAGGAUCAAUUUGUUGAAAAAUUUACCUGUGAUGCUGAAGUUGGUGCUGGAAAUGAUGCAAAUGAUAUUCUUGCAUUGGAACAAGCACUUGAAGAAGAGAAAGCUAUGCAUGCAGCCCUUUACCAAGAGUUGGAGAAAGAGAGGGCUGCUGCUGCAACUGCUGCUGAUGAAGCCAUGGCAAUGAUAUCACGUUUGCAAGAGGAUAAGGCAUCAAUUGAAAUGGAAGCAAAGCAGUAUCAACGGGUUAUUGAAGAAAAAAUUGAUUAUGAUGAAGAAGAAAUGAACAUUCUGAAAGAGAUCCUUGUUAGGAGGGAGAAGGAGAUAUAUUUUCUGAAGAAAGAAGUUGAGGCUUAUGAGCAGAUGAACUUUACAGGAAAUGAUCAGCUGGAAGGUGAUUCAAGCUAUAAUACAGAACAGACACUUUCACUUUCCAUUGAUUCAAGUGAGAAUCCACUCCCAGUUCUGCAGCAGAUUGAUGAAUCCAACGGUGGAAAGGAAGUGGCAGCUGAUGGGAAUCAGGCAGGCUGCAAUAUGCAUAGUUCCUUGCUUGACACAGAAUCAACUGUUUAUGAUGUUCAUGUCAUUGAUGAUAAAACUGUACAUGGAAAGGAGAAUGAUGGAAAAGAAAGCAGACCACCAUUGUUGGGUAGUAUUGAUUUGCAGAGGCAUCCUUUAUCUGUCAUUGAUGGUGAAAGGUUGAAAAUUGAUAAUGAAGUUGAAUGGCUAAGAGAAAGGCUCCGAAUAGUGCAAGAGGAGAAAGAGAAGUUGAAUUUCUGUGGAGAGCACAGAGAAAGGGAAAAUGCUCAAUUGAGACUUGUGGAAGAUAUUGUGAACCAGCUUCUAAGGCAGGCUUCUUUACCUCCAUCAUCUUCUAAGCUUGGUUGCUAGAGUUUUUUACUACUACUUUUUUUUUUUUU
This is a messenger RNA of Manihot esculenta (cassava), 2197 nucleotides long. RefSeq names its product myosin-binding protein 2. The transcript is spliced from 2 exons. Lineage: Eukaryota; Viridiplantae; Streptophyta; Magnoliopsida; Malpighiales; Euphorbiaceae. The record is from RefSeq and is a predicted model, not a curated record. The coding region runs from base 627 to 2168 and encodes 513 amino acids.